Aureobasidium melanogenum CBS 110374 is the source of this 3282-nucleotide messenger RNA. Its product is annotated as DUF726-domain-containing protein. Bases 1 to 3282 code for a protein of 1093 amino acids. The record is from RefSeq and is a predicted model, not a curated record. Lineage: Eukaryota; Fungi; Ascomycota; Dothideomycetes; Dothideales; Saccotheciaceae. The transcript has 2 exons.
AUGCCCGACGACCAACCUCAGCAGCAGUCCACAGAUGGACCUCCUGCUUCUCCAAAGGUCGAUGAAUUUGGCCUCCCUAUCCGACCUACCAGGACAAGGACUUAUGACGAAGAGGACGACUCAGACCAGGAAGCUCCUUCCUCAACCACUGCAGCCCCCAAUGCGACUCAAUUAGCCUCUUCAAACGGCACAUCUGAGGCCCAAGAUGCUACCCCUUCAACCGAUGCGACAAUAACGAAACCAGUUUCCAUUGAGCACCAUGACCUUGCACACGACACGCCCUCUGAUGCGGACCCUACCGUCCAUACAACAACAACAACCGAGCCUGCUGCCCCAGCGAUCGAUCCCGUCAUCCCUGAUCAAGCCCAGCAAGCCGUCAUUGUCGCCAAUUCCGACUCGCUCACACAACCCCUCGCCGGCGCUUCCGAAUGGUCACAUCAGGCCGUGACCGCUGCUCCUGCCCAAGAGAGACAACCCGAAGAGAGUGAGCUGGAAUGGCAGGAUAUGCCAGCUUUUGCUACCCAUACCAUAUACGAUGACUGGGGCAAAGUCAUUGCGCGCGAGGUCGCCGAACUCGAGGACGAGGACUAUGCAUACGGGAAUGCUGCAGCAAAGGGCUAUACAAGAGUCCAGCUUGACGAUGACGUUCAAUCUGCCACCAGUCUAGACGAAGACACCGCAUACCUCUUCAAGCCCGAUGCUGGUGCCAAUACAUUGGACGAAGACGACAGCCGCGAUGUCGUUUCACAGAUGCAAGCUACAAAAGACCUCUUGACUGAAGGACAACGCAUUGCAUAUGUCGGACUCGUACGUGUCUCCAUGUUUCAAAUGACCAAGUAUCUCGAAGGACUCGACAAGACCCGCUCCACAAAGAAACAACUCGACAUCGCCAUAGAAUCCAUGCAGAUGUGGGCCCAGAAGAUUAUGGUUCGACUUUACAGUCACAUGGAUCUGGACGCUGCUGAACAGAUCAUGAUUGAGCAGUUGGCUGAACACGGCGUCGAACCAGCAGAUCUCACGACUCCCCUAAUGCAAAACGCCAGAGUCAAGAAUCCCUCAAAGACCAAGGAGGACACUCCCGCACCAUCAAAUCUCUCCGACUCCCAAUCACUAAAAUCCCCUCCACUCAGCGGCCCCUCUACUCCUUCAAUACCUCCACCAUACGAGCAAGAAGUGCCGCCAGAUUAUUCUGUCAAAGAUCCAUCACAAUUGCCCGAUACAAAGAACAUCGACAUUGACAUUCGAUGGACUGUUCUUUGCGACCUGUUUUUGGUUUUGUUAGCCGAUAGUGUUUAUGAUGGCCGCUCAAGGGCUCUCCUAGAAUUGGUCGGAAGUGCUCUGUCGGUAGACUGGCUUGAGAUUUGUCGGUUCGAGAAACGAAUCACAGAUGCUCUGGAAAUGCAGCAAGAAGCCGACAAGGAAAAUUGGAACGAGGAAGAACACACCGACAAACGUCAAAAGAUGGCACGGAAUAGGAGACUUGUCAUGAUGGGCCUGGCUACCGUGGGUGGUGGUCUUGUCAUUGGUUUGAGUGCCGGUCUCCUCGCUCCUGUCAUCGGUGCUGGCCUUGCUGCUGGCUUCACGACCAUUGGUGUUGCUGGAACAAGUACUUUCCUCGGAGGUGUUGGUGGCGCGGCUCUGAUCACGUCCAUUGGAGUCACAACUGGAGGCACUAUUGCAGUUCGUGCAAGCAAUCGACGAACAGGCCCGGUCAAAACUUUCGAAUAUCGACCAUUACACAACAACAAACGCGUGAACCUCAUCGUCACUGUAGCUGGUUGGAUGACUGGUAAGGUUGAUGAUGUUCGUCUGCCUUUUAGUACGGUCAAUCCUAUCAUGGGCGACAUUUACAGUGUACACUGGGAGCCAGAAAUGCUGCAGAGCAUGGGUCAGACCAUCAACAUCCUUGCGACUGAGGCUCUCACCCAAGGACUUCAACAAAUUCUUGGCAGCACACUGCUCACUGCUCUCAUGUCUGCCAUGUCACUACCACUCGUGCUUACGAAGUUAUCAUACCUCAUCGACAACCCAUGGAGUGUAUCGAUGGCUCGUGCGGACAUGGCUGGUCUUAUUCUCGCCGAUUCUCUGAUCGAUCGCAAUCUUGGUGUACGACCAGUCACACUUGUAGGGUUCUCUUUAGGUUCACGUGUCAUCUAUGCCUGCCUCAAAGAGCUCGCCAACCGCGGAGCGUACGGUAUUGUGCAGAAUGUCUACCUUUUCGGCAGUCCAGUAGUCUUCAAGAGAGAUGAAUACAUCAAAGCAAAGUCGGUUGUUGCUGGCAGAUUUGUCAACGGCUACGCUACGAAUGAUUGGAUUUUGGGCUACUUGUUCCGUGCCACAGCAGGAGGUAUUAUGCGAGUCGCUGGACUUGCUUCAGUUGACAUACCUGGUGUCGAAAAUUACAAUGUUACGGAGAUUGUCGCAGGUCACAUGGCAUACCGUAAAGCCAUGCCGAAGCUUUUGAAAGAAGUGGGUUGGACGGUUGACAGUGAAGAGUUCACUGAAAUCGAAGAUCCAGAUCCGGAUAACCAUGAAAAAAGACAACGAGAACUUAUCAACGAAAUCGAAGAGGCCAGGAAGGCGCUCGAGAAGAAACCCGAAAAGAAAGGAUUCAAAGCACUUUUCAGUCGAAACAAGAAGAAUGCUGAGAAGAAGGAAUGGGAGACAUAUGACGAGAAGAUCAAGGCAGGACCGGCGGACGAGUCUGCUGGUGGUUCCAACGAGGGGACACUUUUCGAUAUCGAUGCUCUUCAGCACGAGGUCGCUGCACUCGCAGCCCAAGGUGUCGAGAUCAAAGAGAUUAAGGGCACACUUCCUCCGAUGAGAAUCGACACCACAGCUAACUCUACCAACGGCGAGGGGUUGAAGAGUCCACCUCCAGGUCUUAGGCAGACCAAGAGCUUCAGUGGCUUUUCCGAUGGUGCUCGAGAUUCAUCGAGUAGUAUCAACCAAGCCAACGGACUCAACAAAAACCAGCACUACGAUUACGACGAAUUCGGGUACAAUGCUCACAACGACUCCCAGAUAUCAAUGACUUUCGAGAGUCCCGAGCGACCUCGACCAACAUUUGGCGACCGUCAAACCUCGAUGCACGGAUCGCCUGUGGCAUCACCGACAAUGUCGCAAUUCCCGAUCAGGCCUGCAUUGCAGUCAUCAAACACAAUGCCUGUUUCUAAUCGAUCAGUAUCCAACAACACGCCCAUGUCUUACGAGCGAAAUGCGUGGGCAGAUGAUGACGAUGACUUUGGGAAGGAGAAGGAGAUGUCGAUGACGUUUGAGUAG